ACUUUUUCGUUCCAUCGUUUGGUCAACUCAAUUCCUGCCAUUUUUAUUUAUCCUGACUUUAAAAUUACCUUUUCUCUUUUGUUCGUCGCGCUGCUCGCGCUUGCAUACCCGGACAAAAGCGCCGUGCUGCCCAGGAGGCUCAUAUUAUUGCCCUAAAUAUGCAGCUAGAGGAAGCCCAACAGUCCGCCAAAACUUUUCCAACAUGGCCUGCAACAUGGCUGCCAACUUUGAACGCUCGAUGACAGAGCCAAGAAGUGCCACAAGAUGGAACUUGCCGAUGCUGUGGAAAAUCUCACCCAGAAAUCCGCAAGGCCUUGCAUGAGGCCGAAGCUAACCACGCAAGAGGCCUGCAGGUCGCCGAGGAUCAGAUUCGGAGUGGUCGAUCAAGCAGCCAAGGACAAACUCGAACUCCAGGCUGAGAUAAUCCAAAUUCGCGACAACAUCAAGAACGUCAAGGACAAGAUGGCGGUAGCAGUGAAUGCUGACCCGAAAGUCCCUGCGCUAGCGUUGAAUGGAUCCGCAAAUACUUUAGUCCAAUCCGAGACUCCAAUGGAUACAUCAAGCGCUGAUGCAGCUCUUGCCAACCAGAAAUGCCGCCGUAACCGCAAGAUCAUCCAGUUCAACCUCUAUCUGGCCCGGGCAAUGUUCCUGUCCAAGCAUAUGUUUGAGCUUGAGGAUGCUACUGUGGAUGGGCUGCGAGUUGCCGAGUUGUAUCUUUUGCUUGACAACAACAAUGGCGUGGAUGCGCUUGACAGGUACUUUUUUUUAACAACCUGAAGUGCUUCAACGCGGAUAAGAAUAAUAACAAUAUGGAGGCGAGGUGCUUGGAUCCCGACUUCUUCCGCCAAAUCCCCAGCAUUGCGAGCAGAAUCUGAGCAAUAAAAACGACUGGGCCACUUGGAUGACUACUCUUUGAUUGUCUGCGCUUUGCCGGCGAAGCGCAUUUUGUAUUUUCCACCCACUUUUUAUUUUAAUUUUCUGUAUAAUAUUCAAUUUCAACUUCAUAUUUUAAUUUCUCAAUGCCAUCGAAGAUUA
Kickxella alabastrina is the source of this 1035-nucleotide messenger RNA. RefSeq lists its product as uncharacterized. The transcript is spliced from 2 exons. The coding region runs from base 265 to 777 and encodes 170 amino acids. The record is from RefSeq and is a predicted model, not a curated record. NCBI's taxonomy places the organism in Eukaryota, Fungi, Kickxellomycota, Kickxellomycetes, Kickxellales, Kickxellaceae.